AUGAAGACACUCUUUGCUCUAUUCUUUACCAUUCUGGCUGUCACAGCUAGUGUGUGUACUAAUGAAGCCCAAGAGAUCGGCUCAUCGCUUUCUGGAAGUUUUGAGUUGUCUGGGUAUACUCAAAACUAUUUUAGAGAAAUAUUAGAAGAUCAAAACAGGAAUUUACUCUAUUUUAUUGGCUUUUUCCGGAACACCACUACUCCAUGGGAUACUAUCAUUUAUAAAUCAGACCAUAACUUGGCUAAACUCAAAGUGAAGACCUACGAUAUCUACUGUUUGGUCAUCUCAUAUGCAAUUGAUCCAAGUGGAGACUUCAUCUAUGUUCAUGACCAAACUCCCGAUGUGAUAGUAGAGAUUAGGGCCACUGAUCUGGAAGUAUCAAGAUAUCUUUCUAUUAGUGGUUCAGGAGUUAACAACAAUUGAAUAAUGAGGAUAACAGAUAAUUUCUACUUCAGCCUCAAAAUAGGCUCAGUGAUGGAAACUUGUAGGUGGGAUAAAUCAUCUACUAAUCUUGACUGAUUUAAUUUUGGAAUUAACAGUGAGACUAACUUUGCACCUAUCAGUGAAGAUCUCCUCUUUUUUGGCUCUACAGAUUCAGUAGAUGAUCAAUAUUAUUUAGUGAAUUAUAAUUUCUCAGAUCCUCUCAACCUGGUUUGGAAAUAAAAGCAUUGCUUGUCCAACUUCAGGGUGAGCCAAUAAAGCCAGUAAUUCAAUUCUAAGUCAUGACAAAGGAUGGAUCUACACGAUGAUUCUCUACGAUGAUAAUUUCAUUUUUCUUAAGCUAAAUGUAGUUGAUGGGAACCUUCAAAAUUCUGGCCUUAUUUUGAAUGACAGUGGAUUCGGAAGUAGCUAUUCAAUGAAGGAGUUUAACAAGUUUUUUGCUGUUCAGAUUUUCAGUUCAUCAUUCUCAAAUAAUAAAAGACUAAUCUUAAUAAACUCUACAGACACUGGAAUAACUAAGGAAUAUAAAUCAGUAGACUCGAAUUCUUAUGCUGUUGGAAGGUUAUUAUACAAAGGUGAAGAAUUGAUGUACCAUUCUGGAAGAGUUCAUACAAAUUAUGAGCUUUUUGCUGCAAGAUCACCAACUUACAAUAUUGAUCAACUCAGAGAGUUUGAAGAAGAUGCUCCUCUUUUUACCCCCAUCACAUCGAGCUAUCAAGCAUCUUCAACUACUUCUAACCCUAGUAUUACUUCUAGUACGAAGUUACUUGAUAUUGAAACCUCACCAUCAAUUACAUCUAAUGACUUAACUGCUUUAACCAAUCCUUCCUUCUCUAUUUACGUGGCUCUGUGGAACCAAGAUUUUAUUCAGGCUGUCCAGAGCAAUACAUCUGUGCAAUUGGAAUUCAUCUGGGCUUGAGCUCAGUCAGUGAAUUAUACAGAUAUUAGCUUCGGCCUGGCUCAGACUGGAUCAAAUGAGAUUCCUGAUUGGGUAAUGUUAGACACAAGUAAUCAAGAAUUGUAUCUGAACAAAACUCCCAAGCUCGAACAAGCAACCACUUUCCACUUCUCACUCCAGAUCUCAUUCGGCAGUGAGCAGCAUUAUAAACAGUUCAAGAUCACAGUUGAAGAGUGAACUAUUACUAAUUGAGAUGUCUGACAGCUGGGGAGUCCCAGUCUUUGUGAAACUUGAAUGGCUGGCUAUCAAGCAUCCAACGGUCAGAAGUCUUGUUCCAAAAUAACUGCUAUGGCUGGAGCAACUGAGGCUGCGGCUGCUAUGAUGACAUCAAGUGUUGUGCUAGCAAGUGCUUCUUCUAUCUUGUCACUAUCGUCUAUAAAUUCAAUAUUUAGCAUCAUGAACAGUAUGCAGCUGGGAAUAUUAUUACCUCUGGUGCCAGACUACUUUUCACCCAAAGUGUUGGCUUUUCUUAGUGGGAUGGGCUUCACAAUGUUCUCAUUUGGCUUCAUCAAAUUUAAAGACUUACCGUUUGUUGAAGCCAUUUCGAACUGGGUGUCAUACCCUCAGUCUGACGAGUACCUGAACAGCCUCGGACUCAGGUCAGGCAGCUCAUUCGUUAACUAUUUAUCUCUGAUGGCCAUUAUUGUGCUUGUUGGUAUAACUCAUUUAGGAGUGGCUGUGUGAAAUGGAUGGGCAGAGAAUUCCAAAAGCCCAAAGUGAAAACAGUUCAUGAAGAAACUAUUCAAUUUCUUCACAUUCAAUAUUUACAUUCGAAUAUUCAUACAGGCGUUCUCAUUUACAACUCUAUCAAUACUUUCUGAGAUAUACAACCUCAACCUCAGCACAACUGUGACCAAAGUAUCUUUCGGACUCUGAGUAUUGUUCGGGGUGUGAACAAGCGUACUUUUUAUUCUGUCAUUCUACAUGUACAUAAAGUCUUUUCCUCAACUCGACCAAGACAAGUACUGGUGAUGAGUAGAAUAUUUCAAUGGAGUAAAACCAACAAAAUACUCCAAACUGUACUCCAGCCUGUUCAUGACAACUAGGCUAGUGCUAUCAUCACUAUUGAUCCUUGGGGAGGCUGCACCUUCAUCAGAUAAAUCCACUAUAUUCUAUCUGAUAAAUAUUGCAUAUGGGUUGUACUUGAUCAUCAUCAGGCCAUUUGAGAAUCCUCAAGAUAGCAUUAUUGAAAUCAUCAACCAGAUACUAUUUUGCUGUUUAGCUGUGCCAUUGUCAUGGCUGAAUACAGAGCAUGACUGGACUCCAUUCUAUGAGUCCUAUUAUACCACAAUAUUCAUGGUGUCUCCGGGAAUAUGCAGCAUUAUAUGCAUAGCGUUCUUAAUAAAGUCAAUUAUCAUUUACUUUGUAAGAAGAAAAGCAAGUAGGCAGAAGCAAAACAUUCAGCCAAAGAAGCCUUCUUGAGAAAAACGAAGAUCUCAUGGUCAAGAAGAACCAGAAAAUAGUGUUACUCCAUCAAUGAUGAGAUCCUCAUCAAAUAUAAGUUGAAGCAAUGCGUCAAUGAUGCCUGCUCAAAACAAGACAAGCAAGAAGACCCCAGCUCAAUCAAGCAUAAUUAGCAUGAAUCUUUCUCGAUAGAUUGGGAAACCUGAGAGAUAUUAAUUAUAAUUAUUAAUUAUUAAUAU
This is a messenger RNA of Moneuplotes crassus, 3042 nucleotides long. The record is from the annotation of a GenBank genome assembly. Lineage: Eukaryota; Ciliophora; Spirotrichea; Euplotida; Euplotidae.